AUGGGGUCUUUAUACCCAAUCAGUGUUUUGAUAAAAGGUCCGGGUACCAAUACCAUUCUUGUUUACGAAGUCAGCAAGGACGACGUUUGCAGAGAUCCAACGCAGAAAGGUUACGAUUUUUCGGCUACUUUACCACGGGAAGAAGACGAAGAAGAAAAAGCAGGUUGUAGCUCAUUUUGCCAAUGGUUUGCAACCUUAUUAGCUUCUCUCGCAUCUCCGAAAGCUGUCGAAUCACUCAAGUAUACUGAAUUAAUCGAGUUACUUGAUGGCUAUCUAGCACCAGCUCGUAAUGUUCUCGUAGCUCAGCACCAGUUUCUUUCAAAAUAUCAAAACGAAAACCAGUCGAUUAGCGAAUACGUCGCUUCAUUACGCAUUUCGAUUUCGGAUAUUUUUCUUCGAGCUCAAUUCAUCCGAGGACUGCGUGAUAAUUAUAUUCGAGAACAAUUACUCCAGUCAUCAGAGGAAGCAUUCGAUUCAACUAUCAAAAAAGCGAUCGCCUUAGAAGCAUCUAAGAAUGAUUCGAAACAAAUUUCAACGAAUGGUCCAGCUCCGAAACCAGAGAACGCUAAAUUGAAAUGCGAUCUAUGUAAUAAAACCGGUCACGUGAGUAAAGUAUGCAUCACAUCGUUACUAAGAAAACAUCGUUCGAAUAACCAUACCAGUGUUAAAAAUAUCCAGAGUCAGUUCGAAUUCGAUUCCCAUACUUACCAUAUCGAAGAAGUCUACAAAUGCAAAGACGGAGGUGAAGAUGAUCGUUAUUUCAUCUACGUCAAUAUCGAAAAUAAUCCAGUGAUGAUCGAAGUAGACUCAGGUUGCAGAUACACGUUGAUACCACGCCAGCUGUAUAAUGAACUGAAUAUUAAUCGAGAUCUAGAGCCUACUACUGUGACGCUCCGAGCCUAUACCAGUGAUGUGUUCAAACCAGAUGGAAAAGUCACAGUUUCUGCAUCUUACAAUGGGAAUACGAUGCAAGAAGAUAUCUACGUUGUACCAGACCAGUAUGCACCUGUGUUAGGCCGAAAUUGGAUCAGAGGUCUAAAAAUCAAACUUGAAGAAAUCGAUGAGAAAAAUUCUCUUGAUAUUACUCCUGAUUCGAUCAAUAACGUCAGUUCGAACGAUAUCGUUGACCAAUUCAAAGACCUGUUCGAAAGUAAAGUUGGUUGCGUUCCGGACUACAAAGUGCACCACCAGCUCCGAGAAGGUGCCAAACCAGUGUACCACAAAGAACGUCCGCUACCCUAUGCCUUAUCAGAACUCGUUGAAAAGGAACUCAAUGAUCUAGAAGCAGCCGGUAUUAUCACAAAAACGGAAACGAGUGAUUGGGGUUCUCCGCUAGUCGUUAUCUUAAAAGCGGAUGGAAACGUUCGACUUUGUGUAGACUACAAAAUCAGCGUAAAUAAAGUUCUGAAAGAUGCACAUUUUCCUAUCAACAAGAUCGACAAAACUCUACACAAGCUGCGCAAUGCGAAGUAUUUCUGUCGGCUAGACCUAUUCAAGGCUUAUCUACAUCUUAUGGUAGAUGACGAAUCGAGCGAAAUUCAAACGAUAACAACGCCAUUUGGCACAUUCAAGGUAAAUCGACUAUCGUUUGGAAUCAAGACAGCUCCGGCCGAAUUCAAUCGUUUCCUUCAUCGAAUUUUAAAGAAACUUCGUAAUGUCAUCUGGUACUUCGAUGACAUCGUUGUGUACGGAGCUACGUUAGAAGAAUGUCGAGCAGCACUUAUCGAAGUUCUGAAAGAACUACAAAAAUUCAACUUACAUCUAAACGCCAGCAAAUGCGUAUUUUUCGCCGAAAGUAUCGAGUAUUUGGGACACAUCGUUGAAUUCAACAAAAUCAAGAAAUCGCCUUCAAAAGUUACAGCGAUUACGCAGAUGCCAAUCCCAAAUGGCGAAGAAGAAGUCCGUAGAUUUGUUGGUAUGGUGACACAUUAUUCGAGAUUCAUUCCCAACCAUUCUACGUUGACAGCACCGUUACGUAAAUUGCUCAAUGAAAAGACACCUUUCAUUUGGGAUAAUGAUGCUCAAAUUGCGUUCGAAUGUCUAAAGCAAGAAAUUGCCAGUGAUCGAGUACUCACACCGUUCGAUCCUAGCUUACCAGUCCGACUCGCUUGUGACGCAAGUCCAGUUGGAAUAGCCGGAAUUUUAUCACACAUCAUCGAUGGUAAAGAGCAUCCAAUUGCGUACGGUUCCAGAGCAUUAACCAGUGCUGAGAAAAAUUACUCGCAGCUAGAUCGAGAAGCUCUCGCGAUUGUCUUCGCAGUAAAGCACUUUUUCCAGUACCUCUUUGGACGAAAAUUCCAGCUCAUCAGUGACAAUCGUCCGCUUACUCGAAUUUUUCAUCAAGAUGCUUCCCUACCAGAAAUGACGUCAGCUCGAUUACAAAGAUAUGCUGCGUUUUUAUCAAGUUUCAAUUACGAAAUCAUCCAUAAGAAGGGAGAUGAAAAUGUUCACGUCGAUUGUUUAUCUCGCGCUCCAGUUCCUAUUGCGCCAAAUUAUAUACCCGAUUCGAUUGGCGAAGAAGUUCAUCAAAUUCUACUCACCAGUGUACAUCAAAUCUCUUCGAAUACCCUUACGUACGAUGGAAUCAAAAGCGAAUCUGCAAACGAUAACGAAAUCCAACAAAUCAUUCGAAAUUUACAAUCAACUAGUGAUGCAGACAGCUUAUUCACGAUCGAUGACGGUGUAGCUUACAGAGGUCACCGAAUUGUUAUUCCUGAGUCCCUUCGACAAAUUGCUCUCAAUGAACUCCAUCAUACGCACAUCGGAGUAACAAAAAUGAAACAGUUAGCUCGGAAAUAUCUAUACUGGAAAAACAUCGAUAAAGAUAUCGAGCGUAUGGUGAGAGACUGUGAAAAAUGCGCCGCAGCUCAGAAAAGUCCUGCAAAAGCUCCAUUACACCCUUGGGACGAGCCUAGCAGCAAUUGGCAGCGCAUUCAUAUCGAUUAUGCCGGUCCUUUUCAAGGGUAUCAUUUUCUAGUCGUUGUCGAUGCGAAAUCAAAAUGGAUGGAGGUUGGCUGCCAAAGAAAUGCACCCUCUUCCGAAUCAACUAUCGAUAUGCUGAAUCAAAUUUUUGCUCGAACUGGAUUCCCUGAAAUAAUCGUUUCAGACAACGCUACUAUCUUCACCAGCGAAAAAUUUUCGAAUUAUUGUAAAAAUCGAAGUAUUUCUCAGAAAUUCAUCGCUCCGGGUCAUCCUGCUACCAAUGGGCUAGCAGAAAGAAACAUUCAAACUCUGAAGAAACGUUUAUCUUCAGCAGACGAAUCUCAGCCAAUGAACGAGAAAUUACAACAAAUUCUAAUGCGAUAUCGAGCAACGCCGUUGAAAAAUGGAAAAUCUCCAGCUGAGUUAUACCUGAAUCGAAAAUUACGCAUUCAAUUAGACGCGAUUUUUCCAGUUAAACCAGAACCAAAUAUCAAAUCGAAUUUCAAAGGAACGAGUCAUUUUCAACCUGGAGAUCAUGUUCAAGCACGAUAUUAUUCGAAUAAUAAACCUCAAUGGCGUCCAGGAGAGAUUGUCCAGAAAAUGGGAAAUCUCCAUUAUCUAGUCGAGUUCGAUACCGGUUACAAAAUCAAACGACAUAUCAAUCAGCUCCGACAAGGUUCGCGGAAAGUGGCAUUUGCGGAUGAAUCAGUACCUGAAGUAGUUGAACCUCAUCGAACGCGGAAACCGCAGUUGACUCCGUUACGAGGAAUUCUAUCUUCAAAUACAUCAGAUACAGAUGCUGUACCAGCACAAUCGAGUCAAAAUCAACAAGGAAGACGUCCGCCUCCAGUUAUGCGUCAACUAUCUUCAAGGGAACGUAAAAGGCCGAGAUAUCUGGACGAUUACGUUCAAUAA
Messenger RNA from Planococcus citri (citrus mealybug), 3837 nucleotides. RefSeq lists its product as uncharacterized. The record is from RefSeq and is a predicted model, not a curated record. NCBI's taxonomy places the organism in Eukaryota, Metazoa, Arthropoda, Insecta, Hemiptera, Pseudococcidae. Gene Ontology annotation, biological process: DNA integration. Gene Ontology annotation, molecular function: nucleic acid binding. Bases 1 to 3837 code for a protein of 1278 amino acids. The transcript is spliced from 4 exons.